GUGCUUGUCCCGGUCGAGUCUGCUAUCCACUUUUUAAGAAGACAAUUUUCCCGGAUUCGAAAACCGAACGCCAACUUCUGUUGAUCAGUGUGCAAGUCGAAGAUUUCCAGUUCAGUCUAAUUACGAGCACAGUUUACGAUCAACGUCCACUAAUUCACAAACUCCAAUAAUCUCCCUAUCUGCGAAGAUGUUGGAAAAAGCGCUAAUCUUCCUCGCCGUUGCCCUUUGCGGGAUCGUCCUUGUCAGAGGAGCGCCACCGGAAAAACCCGACGAGACCGCCCUAGUGACACCGGCUCCUACUUUCACCAUUGUUACCGGUACAUCGCCUACUUCACCCACUGAAGCGUCUCCGACGCCUACUGAAACGAAUACAGCCACGACAUCGAAGGUCACACUCCUGGCUACCACGGGGGUGAAACGACAUCGCCUGCAAUCACCACGCCAACGCCAUCCAUCCCGCCGAAAGAUAAGAAGGACGACUCUGGUAACGUUAACCAGCUGGAACUUAUUAAUCAGCAGGUUACGCUUGUACCUGGAUCCACCGGGACAAUUGCCCCAGGGGCUAACGGCGCUGGACGCUUGGCGGAGGCCUUGGUCAAACCCUGGCCGUUUCUCCUGAUGGCGCUUUUCUGGGCCUAAACGACGGCGGAUGCCAACGACGGCGCAUCCAUCAUACUCUUGUUUUUAUAAUUAUUAUGUGUUCUGUUCUCUGGCGCUGCAUGAUUACGCCACAAUCACCAACACUUGAUCAUGUGCAUGUUGUACCUUGUUCUGUACUUAUUUUUUUGGCUGUUUAAUCUGUUUUUACCGUCUGAUAAUUAAUAUCAGCCGGCAAAAACAGGUGACUGCCGAAAAAAUACAUACAGAACAAAACAUUUUGUUUUGUUUCGUAAUACGACAUGACAGCGUUUAAAAUGUUUUAGUGCUUGUCGUGUUUCUGCCGUUAAAUUACGAUGUCAUCAUUCGAAUAAAAUUGAUA
Messenger RNA from Paramacrobiotus metropolitanus, 979 nucleotides. RefSeq lists its product as uncharacterized. The coding region runs from base 188 to 619 and encodes 143 amino acids. Lineage: Eukaryota; Metazoa; Tardigrada; Eutardigrada; Parachela; Macrobiotidae. The record is from RefSeq and is a predicted model, not a curated record. The transcript has 5 exons.